Coregonus sp. 'balchen' is the source of this 2943-nucleotide messenger RNA. NCBI's taxonomy places the organism in Eukaryota, Metazoa, Chordata, Actinopteri, Salmoniformes, Salmonidae. The record is from the annotation of a GenBank genome assembly.
AGAAACGGAAGUAGCUAGCCAUUUGACAGGAAGUAGCUACCUAGCUAGACAGCUAGCAUCACAGAGUUUGGUUGUAUCCUCAAACACUUCACAUAAAAAUGCCGGAGUUAGCGGUAGAAAAUGUGGUUGUCCAUCCACUGGUGUUGCUCAGCGUGGUGGAUCAUUUUAAUAGGUAUGUCAUUAAUAGUAUAUCUGUUUCGAAAUCAUAUCCAUUCGCUACCUCUUUACUAACUUGCCACUUUUUGUACGAGAGAUUAUGUUGCAGCCAGGCCUAGCUAACCUGCUGAGUCAGAAACCCAUAUGAAGCUGUGUAUUUGUUAGCCAUGACAGUAGCAUAGCUAGCUAGCUAAUUUUGGCUAGUCAAUUGUAUUUACAGGCCACUCACUAUCAGUUAGUAUUAGCAAGUAACAUAAACUGAUUUCUAAAUAAUGGAAUAAUUGGAAAACCUUUUCAGUCUGUUUCGUAGAGCACAACGUCAUUAUGGAUCAGGGUAGUUAACCUCGCUAGUGCCGGGGUAAAAGUAGCUAGUUAUGUUCACUUUAGUUGAUUUUUGAUUUCCUCUAAGACAUCCUAUGGUAUUGAUUGUGUAAAUGUUAUGUUGUUUUUACAGAAUAGGGAAAGUAGGCAACCAGAAGCGAGUAGUGGGUGUUCUCCUCGGCUCUUGGCAUAAGAAAGUCCUUGAUGUGUCCAACAGCUUUGCAGGUGAUUUCUUCUCCUUUCAUCAUGUACUAAAAUAACCUGUUAUGUCAUAUGGCUAGUUUAUAACAUUCAUAUAAUAUUUGUGAUGGCAGAGUAAUUAUGAUGACAAAAUGUUUAGCUAUAAAAGCCUGUAGUUGGAUCCAUAUUGAUUGGGUUUUCUCCAGUGCCUUUUGAUGAGGAUGACAAGGAUGAUUCUGUGUGGUUCCUGGAUCAUGACUACUUGGAGAAUAUGUACAGCAUGUUCAAGAAAGUCAAUGGUGAGAACACACACUCAAACACACUAUACAUUAGUACAUUUUAACUAUUAAAUUCAGUCUCAUCGACUUCUACAGUUAUCCUAUAAGAUUCUUAAACCUUUCCCUUCUCUUCUCUUCAGCCAGAGAGAGGAUAGUGGGCUGGUAUCACACAGGUCCUAAACUACAUAAGAAUGACAUUGCCAUCAAUGAACUCAUCAAGCAAUACUGCACCAAUUCAGUAAGUGCUUUCAACCCCGUAAAUAUUCCACAUUAAUAAAUACCAGUAAGACAUAUUUGUCUCAUCUCCUGUUGAAAUUAUAAAAUUGUAUUGAUAAUGCAGCAGAGAUUUUAACAAUGACUGUGUUUGUAUGGAACUUCCUCCCUCUCAGGUUUUAGUGAUCAUUGAUGUGAAGCCUAAGGACCUGGGCCUGCCUACAGAAGCCUACUUUUCUGUGGAGGAAAUACAUGACGUAAGUGGAGCAUAGACAUGUAUGAGCCUAAAUGACAAAAUCAGUCAAACCCUGGACCAGCCAACCCCGGGGUCUCUGGGCUGAUUUUGGACUAGGCAUACAAGUGAUCACACAAGUUCUUGUUACUGUACUCCUCCAGGACGGCACUCCGACCUCCAAGACGUUUGAACAUGUGACCAGUGAGAUCGGAGCAGAGGAGGCGGAGGAGGUGGGCGUGGAGCACUUGCUCAGGUACGCAUUAUCUUUUAACUAGACCACACACAGACGUUCCACAUACCAAUCUCUCUUUCUCUCUCACUGACACGCACAAUAAAGCUUUUCACAGAGUCUUCUGACUUCAAGCUUAACUCCACACUGAAUUCUAAAUCCUUUUCUAUUCUCCUCUGAUAUAUUCUAUCAUAUAAUCUUGUGUCCACAGAGACAUCAAGGACACAACAGUGGGUACUCUGUCUCAGCAGAUCACCAACCAGGUACAUGGCCUGAAGGGACUCAACUCCAAACUGCUGGACAUCAGGUCUUACCUGGAGAGAGUGGCUGCAGGCAAGCUGCCCAUCAACCACCAAAUCGUUUACCAUUUACAGGACGUCUUCAACCUGCUUCCCGACGUCAACCUACUGGUAUGAUGGGGUGUGGGGGUAGGCUUGAGUGUGUGUGGGAGCAAGGGGGAUAGGGGCAGGGGGUGGCAGGCAUGGUAAUCGAUAUUACCUUUUUUUAUUUAGGAAAAAGUGCACAUUGAUACAUUUUCAUUCUCAAAUCAAAUAAAUUCAGGUUUGUAGGAUCUACUACCUCAUUACAAUGAACAGGUAGCGUGGCUUUUUCCACCAGAUUCCUUGUUGUGCUGAUCAAAUCCCCUGGUUAGUUAAUCAUAAUUCACAAUGCCCUAAUCCUGCCACCUCUCCCUGCAGGAGUUCACUAAGGCCUUCUACCUGAAGACCAACGACCAGAUGCUGGUCGUCUACCUGGCUUCCCUCAUCCGCUCAGUGGUGGCUCUCCACAACCUCAUCAACAACAAGAUCUCCAACCGCGACGCAGAGAGGAAGGAGGGACAGGAGAAGGAAGAGGGCAAGAAGGAGAAGAAAGAGGACAAGGAGAAGAAGGACGAGAAAGAAAAGGAGAAGGGUGACUCCUCAUCCAAGAAAGAAGAAAAGAAGAAGAAAUAAGUGUGCACUAUUUUGUUGUCUUAUUCAUACCCUAUUCCCCUGGAUAGUGCACUACUUUUGGCCUGAGCCACAUGCGUCUGUGUAUAUGGUCUAGCUAAAAGUAGUGCUCUAUAUGGGGAUAUGGUGUCAUUUGAGACUUGCCCUUUGUCAUAACUGACAUAAUAACUAUAGUGCUGAGGGUGAGAGGAUGGUUAUGUGUGUUGAUGUUCUCUACAAUGAGAACGUUUGUUCUGCACCGUCUGGGCUGCGUUCAGUAGGGCACAACGUUAAGGAACGCUCAGAUAGAAAUGCAUAUUGUAGAACAGACAUGCCUCUCUGAUGUGAGUAAUCACGUCAGCUCUAUUCUGUUAUUUCUAUCGGUAACGUUCAGUAAAUUGC